Messenger RNA from Penaeus monodon (black tiger shrimp), 2519 nucleotides. RefSeq names its product protein SDA1 homolog (gene Mys45A). The coding region runs from base 153 to 2282 and encodes 709 amino acids. The record is from RefSeq and is a predicted model, not a curated record. Gene Ontology annotation, biological process: ribosomal large subunit export from nucleus; ribosomal large subunit biogenesis. Lineage: Eukaryota; Metazoa; Arthropoda; Malacostraca; Decapoda; Penaeidae. The transcript has 4 exons. Gene Ontology annotation, cellular component: nucleolus.
CGACCGUAGCAGCAGUGUCGUCACCCUGGCCAUACAACGCUGGGUAUGGCCUGAGAAACACGUGCGGGACCUGUCACUCCGGACCAAUACCCACUCGCCACGGGGUAGUGCUGGCAAAUUAUAUGAAACGUUGACAUUAUCAGGAAGCCAAGAUGCCUUUUUGUCAGGCAAAUAACAACAAGCUACCAUCUAACUUACCACAACUACAGAACCUGAUCAAGCGUGAUGCAGCCUCAUACACAGAGGAGUUUGAAAGGCAGCAUGCAGUCUACAAAGCUACAUGUGCCAUAUUUGAGCAGAAUCCUACAGUGUACAAUAACCAGCUUCAUGAAAUUAUUAUGUUUUUAGCACAGGUGGCCCAGUUUUAUCCUGAGCAGCUGAAUGAGUUCCCUCAAGAGUUAGUGGCCAUCCUAAAGCGUCAUGCAUCUGUCCUGCACCCGCACAUGAGAAUGUCUCUAGUGAAGGCCUUGAUGUUCCUGAGAAACAAGAACCUCAUUUCGCCUUUAGAACUCCAUAUGCUCUUUUUCCAGUUGUUGCGUUGCCAGGACAAAGCCCUCCGCAAGUUCCUUCAGCAGCACAUAAUAACAGACAUAAAGAACAUCAAUGCAAAGGGAAAGAAUAUGAAAUUGAAUAAGGAACUGCAAAAUUUUAUGUAUGAGAUGUUAACAGCAAAACAUGCUGUUGCAUCCAAAACAGCAUUAGACAUUAUGAUUGAAUUGUAUAACAAAAGGAUUUGGAAUGAUGCCAAGACUGUCAACAUUAUAACUGUAGGAUGUUUCUCUAAAGUAACCAAGAUAAUGGUUGCAGCCAUCAAGUUCUUUAUUGGGAAGGAUGAGGAAGAAAAAGAUAAUGACGGCAGUGAUUCUGAAAGUGAUGAGGAGGAUUGCAACAAGACCCUCAAGACAACGAUGAUGGCUGUAAGAGUGAAUAAGAAAAGUAAGAAGAAUGCUAACAAAUUAGCAAAAGUUAAGAGUGUCGUAAAGAAAAAUAUGGGCAAAAAGAAAAAGAAAGAUGUAUUUGACUUUUCUGCUCUGCAUCUGAUUCAUGAUCCACAGGAUUUAGCUGACAAACUUUAUAAGCGUCUAGAAAAAAUGAAUGAAAGGUUUGAGGUAAAGUUGUUGGUUAUGAACUUUAUUUCUCGCCUCAUUGGUAUUCAUCAGCUUUACCUUCCAAACUUUUAUCCACUUCUUCAGCGGUUCUUAUUCCCACAUCAGCAGGAGGUCACCAAAGUCAUGGUGUUUGCUGCUCAAGCCGCCCACCCACUUGCAUCACCCGAUGAUUUGGAACCACUUGUCCGAACACUUGCAAACAAUUUUGUAACUGAAAGAUAUUCAAAUGAAGUUAUGGCAAUGGGUCUGAAUGCAAUUAGGGAAUUGUGUGCCAGGAAUCCACAUGGUAUGACAGAAGACUUAUUACAAGACUUGGCUCAAUACAAAUCUAGCAAAGAUAAAGGAGUUUCAACAGCAGCAAAAUCUCUUAUAGUUCUUUACAGGGAGGUAAAGCCUGAACUUUUGGCGAAGAAAGAUCGUGGUGCUCCAACAGAAUUAAGAACUGAAGAAGGGCAGCAGGAAUUUGGAGGGAACAUUGCAAAAGGUUAUAUACCAGGAGCAGAAGUUCUAACUUUCAAGACUCGCAAUGAUGAUAUGGAAUGUGAUGAAAGUGACGAUGAAGAGGAAGAGAAAGAGGAGGAUGAGGGUGAAGAGGAGGAUGAUGAUGAAUGGGUUGAUAUGGAUGACUCCAAAGAUGGGUCCAUUUUGUCUGAAGGCGACGAAAAGAUAUUUUCUAACAAGGAAGCAAUAAACCAGGUAAUGAAAUUAACAGCAAAGGAACGUGCAGAGAAAGCCGCAGAUAUUGCAAGCUCUAGAUUUCUCACAGAUGAAGAUUUUCAACGAAUUGCAGCAGUACAAGCAGCCAAACAAGUUGAAUUAUAUAGUGGAAGUAAAAAGAUAAAGAAUGCAAAAAGAAAGCUUGAAAAUAUUGAUAAGCCAAGCGAAGGAGAGAUUGUUCCCUUAAAAAGUAUUGAAAUGAUCUAUAAGAAGAGAAAACAUGACAAGGCUGCCAGAAUGGAGACUGUAUUGGCAGGCAGAGAAGGCAGAGAAAAGUUUGGCUCUCGAAAAGGUCAGCGGAUGAAUCCAGAUGCUUCAAAAACAAAUAAGAUGAAAGCCAAAACUAAGAAUUACAUGAUGGUUAAACACAAGGUAGCACACAAGCAAAAGGUGUCUUUCAGAGACAAACAAAUGAAACUUCGUAAUUCUUUGCUGAAGCAGAGGAAAAAUUACUAAGUAAAUUAAUGUUUCUUUGUACAAGUUCUUGUACAAUAUAUUUUUUGGACUUAUUUUCCAGCUAUUAGAAAAUCAGUAUUUAUUCAUCUUUGUUAUGAUAUUGCUCAUUCUAUAAAAGCAUUGUAUAGAUAUAUUCGUAAUUGUUAAUUUCUUGCUAUUAGAAUUCUAAUAUUAACUCAUCAUUCUUUUGAUAUCACUGGUUGAAAAGGAUACAAAUAUAUUUCUGUAUGUGAAUGA